GUUGGGAACAGAGGGAGUUCAUUUACUGAUCAGAGUGUGCCCUGAGAGGCCGCGCUGCUCCUUCUCCCACAUUCACUGGGGCGUCUUGCUCUGCAAGUGCAGUUGCAGGCGGUUCGGGAGCACACGCCCCAGGCCUGCCGCCCGCUGCUUCUGUGCCUCUGCAUCUGCCCCCCCCCGGGUCCCAAGUUCCAGCGACUUCUCCUGUCCCACACUCCGCUUUGCUCCCCGUGUGUCCUGAAGAAAGGGGACGUGCUCCCGAGAUUUUCCACGGCAAGCAGAGUUACAGAGAAAGAGGCAGAGACAGAGGAUGAAGAUCUUGUGUCUGCUGGUUCACUCAAGAGACUGCAAUGAAUAAUGCUGGCCCAGCCUGGAAGUCCAACCAAGACUCCACAAAUGUCCACAAUGGCCAGAUCUGAGCUAAUCUGAAGUCAGGAGCCAGUAGCUUCUUCCAGGUCUCACAUGUGGCUAUAGGGGACCAAGGACUUGGGCCAUACUGUGCCACUUUCCCAAGCACAUUAGCAGGCAGCUGGAUUGGAAGUGGAGCAGCCAAGACCUGAACCAGUGACCAUAUGGGAUGCAGACCAGGGCCUCAACCAGCUGUGCCACAGCACCGGCCCCCAAAACUGACUUUCAAAUAAAUAAAUCUUUUUUAGAGGAUGGAUCCUUUUUUAAAGGAUUGGAUUGGUUCCCAGCAUUUUAUUUGGUGGUGGCUUAAUCUACUGUGCCACAAAGCCAGACCACCCUUUAUCCUGAUGAUUUGUGUGUCCAUAUCUUGGUGAACAAAUAUUGGUAUUACGUCAGACUCUUCUGUUUGGUUUUGAUUCCCAUUUGUUGAGUUAUUUUGGCUGUCACUUUUGGGUGGCAAGCUGUGAUGUCGUCAGUGGCUAAAGCUGCCGUGUGUUAGGCUGGCACUGAUUCUACCUUUCCAUGUCUUCAAAUAGAAGUGGAAAAGGAAAUCUUCUCAAAACUAACAUGCUACAAAGUAACAACUGGAAAUCAAGCUUCCUUUCUUCUCACCUAACAGACCCAGUUGGUCUCUGUGUUUCUCAUUUUAGCCCAAACCUGUAUCAGAUUCCUAGAGCAGAAGGAAGCUUAUUUUUUAAGGCAGGAUUCAUAGAUGUGGUUGUCCAUUCACCUCUGAGAAUUAAAGCCGUAACUCUGCUUUUUGACUGGUUUUCAGUUUGUGGUGGUGCCGUCUCUCACAGGAGGACAGAUUCCUCACAUAAUACACCUAGGUGGAGAAAACUUUAUGGAGUUGGUUUUCCAAAGUGAAACGGAAUUCUGGCCUGGACAUCCUUGAGAUCAUGAUCAGCAGAGUGGGGAAAUUCUUAGCUAUGUCCAUUCAUAGCCUUUCCUUUUGUGUUCAGUGUAUCCCUCCCUUACAUAGUGCUCCGUGCUCUCCUGUUGCACACACACAAGGCGUGUCUGUGAUUGAGGCUGUUUGUACCACUGCAGUAUUUGGAGUUGCCUUUGUCUCCCUCUCUAACCAGAAACUCAGAUGCAGAGUGAGGAGGGGACUGUCACCCUGCCACACAAGGUUUCGGCCCCUUGCUCCUUUACUUUUCUUCAGUGCAGGAGCAGCCUUAGACAGAGCUGUACUGGGUAGUAGUAUUUCUUUUGGAUUUGAGUGCUUGGAUAGCAAAAGAAAUAAAUAUUUUUUCUUAUAGAACAGAUUGAGGAGGCACUACAUAAAGUCUGCAGCAACUUUCUUGGCUCCUGUUACAUGUCAAGAUGAGUCAGAAUAUUUAGGGCCAUUUGUUAAUUUUUUUUAAAAAAAAAAUUAAAAAUAUUUAUUUAUUUGAAAGGCAGAGGUACAGAGAGAGAGACAUAAAUCAUUUAUCCACUGGUUCACACCCCUAAUGGCCACAACAGCUGGGAUUGGACUGGAUUAAAGUCAGGAGCCAGUCCCUUCUUCAACAUUUCCCAUGUGGAAGCAGGAGCACAAGCACCAUCCUUUGCAGCUUUCCUAUGCACAUGAAGGAACUGGAUCAGAAGUAGAGCAGCUGGGACAUGAACUCAUGCACAAUAUGGAAUACCAGCAUCACAGGUGAUGAUAGCAUUUGAAGACCUGGCCGUGUACUUUAGCUGGGAGGAAUGGCAGAAAAUGAACAAUGCUCAGAAAACCCUGUACAGAGAUGUGAUGUUGGAGACCUACAGCAGCCUGUUCUCCUUAGGGCCCUGCAUUACCAAACCUGACUUGAUCUUCAAGUUGGAGCAAGGAGCAGAGCCAUGGAUGGUGGACGAAUGCCUGAAUCAGAGCCUUUCAGUUGGCAUGAAAAGGGGUGACCUGAUUAAGAUCAACCAGGAAAGUCAGGACAAAAAUCUGAAUCAGGAUUUUAUGAAAAAUAACAAGACAUCAGCCUCCAAGAGAGUUGAAUUAAAAAAAACACUUAGUUUAAAUUCAAGCCAUAUUCCAACACUGAUUAUUGAAAAGGGAACCUAUUCAGGAUUGAAGCCUGAGGAAUGCAAUAUAUGUCACACUGUGUAUCCCCGCAGUGGACCUGAUCAACUACCAGCUGGAGAGAAAUUUGAUAACACUAAGGUACCUGGAAAUUCUCUCCAGUUCUGUGAGCCUCUCUGUCAGCAUGACAAGAUUCACAUCAUGAAGCAGCCAUUUGGACCCAUUGGACAAGGAGAAGUCUUCACAAGGAAGAUGUUCUGUAAAUCUGAGAGGGCUCACAUGGGAGAAAACUGUAAUAAGGCAGCUGUCACUUUUGGAAAAGCAACUCAAAUAGAAAAAGCUAUCCAUGAAAAUUCUAGCCUCAAUAUGCAUCAACAAACCCACACAAGAGAGAAAUUUUAUGAAUACAUUAGGUAUGUUGAACCUGUCAUUCACCAAUCAUAUCUUGCAAUAAAUCGGAGACCACAUAUAAGGGGAAAACUCUACACAUGUAAACCUUGUGGAAAAUCACUAAGCUCUAAUUCACCUUAUGAAUGUAAUGGCUGUGGAAAAGCCUUUGGACAAAAGUCAAACCUCAUCAUACACCAGAGAAUUCACACAGGGGAGAAACCUCACAAAUGUAAUGACUGUGGAAAAGCUUAUGGCCAUAAGUCAGACCUUAUGAAACAUCAGAAGAUUCACACAAGGGAGAAAACUCAUAAAUGUAAUUACUGUGGAAAAGCCUUUGGACAAAAGUCAUAUCUCAUAUCACACCAGAGAAUUCACACAGGCGAAAAACCUUAUGUAUGUAAUGACUGUGGAAAAGCCUUCAGACAAAAGUCAACCCUCAUCAUGCAUCAGAGAAUUCACACAGGGGAGAAGCCUCAUGAAUAUAAUGACUGUGGAAAAGCCUUUACACAAAAGUCACACCUCAUAAACCAUCAGCAAAUUCACACAGGAGAGAAACCUCAAGAAUGUAAUGACUGUGGGAAAGCAUUUGGCCAUAUGUCAGCCCUCCUCAUACAUCAGCGAAUUCACACAGGAGAGAAACUUUAUGAAUGCCUUCAUUGUGGAAAAGCCUUUGGCCGUAAGUCAUCCCUCCUCAUACAUCAGCGAAUUCACACAGGGGAGAAACCCUAUGAAUGUAAUGACUGUGGGAAAGCCUUUGGACAAAAGUCAAACCUCAUAAUGCACCAGAGAAUUCACAGAGGAGAGAAACCUCAUGAAUGUAAUGACUGUGGAAAAGCCUUUGGCCAUAAGUCAGGCCUUAUGAAACAUCAGAGAAUUCACUCAGGUGAGAAACCUUAUGCAUGUAAUGACUGUGGAAAAGCCUUUGGCCAUAAGUCAUCCCUCCUCAUACACCAGCGAAUUCACAGAGGGGAGAAACCUCAUGAAUGUAAUGCCUGUGGGAAAGCCUUUGGCCGUAAGUCAGCCCUCCUCAUACAUCAGCGAAUUCACACAGGGGAGAAGCCUCAUGAAUGUAAUGACUGUGUAAAAGCCUUUGGACAAAAGUCAAACCUCAUAUCACACCAGCGAAUUCACACAGGGGAGAAACCUCAUGAAUGUAACGACUGUGGGAAAACAUUUGGCCGUAAAUCAAACCUCAUGAUCCACCAGAGAAUUCACACAGGGGAGAAACCCUAUGCAUGUAAUGACUGUGGGAAAGCCUUUGGACAAAAGCCAAACCUCAUAAUGCACCGGAGAAUUCACACAGGAGAGAAACCUCAUGAAUGUAAUGACUGUGGAAAAGCCUUUGUACGAAAGUCAGAACUCAUGAAACAUCAGCAAAUUCACACAGGGGAGAAACCUCAUGAAUGUAAUGACUGUGGAAAAGCCUUUGGCCAUAAGUCAUCUCUCCUCAUACAUCAGCAAAUUCAUACAGGAGAGAAGCCUCAUGAAUGUAAUGACUGUGGAAAAGCCUUUGGAAAAAAGUCAACCCUCAUCAUGCAUCAGAGAAUUCACACAGGCGAGAAACCAUAUGAAUGUAACAGCUGUGGAAAAGCCUUUGGACAAAAGUCAGACCUCAUGAAACAUCAGCAGAUUCACACAGGGGAGAAACCUCAUGUGUGCAAUGACUGUGGAAAAGCCUUUGGCCAUAAGUCAACCCUCAUAGUGCAUCAAAGAAUUCACACAGGGGAGAAGCCUCAUGAAUGUAAUGACUGUGGAAAAGCCUUUGGACAAAAGUCAAACCUCAUAGUGCAUCAAAGAAUUCACACAGGGGAGAAACCUCAUGAAUGUAAUGACUGUGGAAAAGCCUUUACACAAAAAUCACACCUCAUAAGCCAUCAGCAAAUUCACACAGGGAAGAAACCUCAUGAAUGUAAUGAUUGUUGAAAGCAUUUGGCCAUAAAUCAGCCCUCCUCAUACAUCAGCGAAUUCACACAGGGGAGCAACCUGUGAGAAACAUAAAUGUAAUGACUGUGGAAAAGCCUUUGGCCAAAAUCACACCUCCUAUCACAUCAGAGAAUUCACACAGGACAGAAACCCUAUGAAUGUAAUGACUGUGGGAAGCUUUUGGCCAUAAGUUCCAACUCAAAAUGCACCAGAGAAUACACACAGGGAAAUAACCUUAUGAAUGUAAUGACUGUGGAAAAAUCUUUUGCUAUAAAUUGUACCUAUGACAAAACAGAAUUCACAAAGGGCAGAAACCUUAUGAAUCUAAUGAGUGUGGGAAAGCAUUUUGCUAUAAAUCAUAGCUCAUAUCACAGCAGAGAAUUCACACUGGGGAGAAUCUUCAUGACUAUGGAAAAGCCCUUGGCAAUAAGUCACAUCUCAGAAUGCAUCACAAAAUUCACAUGAAGAGAAACCUUUUGAACAUAAUGACUUGAAAAGCCUUUUCCCAUAAUUCAGCCCUCAUUGCAUAUAAUCUAAUUCAUAUAGGGGAAAAAAACUUUGAAUAUAAUACAUAUGGAAAGGCCUUUAUCCAUCAGUAACACCUCAUAAAAUUUCAGAGAAUUCACUUGGGGGGAGAAACUUUAUGAAUGUAAGGAGUAUUGGAAAAUUUUGCCAAAAUCACACUAUAUAACAUCAGAGAAUUUAUUACAAGGUGGAAAUCUUGUUAUAAAUGUGGGAAAGCCUUUUGUCAGAAGCAAUACCUCAUAACACAUGGAAUUCAAACAAGAUAGAGAACUUAAGAAUAUAAUAAAUGUGAAGGACUUUUUCCAAAAUCAAUGUGACCGUUGUGACAGAGUCUUUUGCUGGAAAUCACAUCCCAUACAAUAGGCACUCCCAUAAAGAAGAAAGGCCAGAAAUUUUAUCAGUGUGAAAAAAGCCAUUUGUCAGAAAUCAAUCAUUAUAUAUCAGAGAAUUCACACUGAGAGUUUCUUAGGAGUGUAAUGAAUGUGGAAAUAUAUAUUUCCUGGAAUUCAGGCUUGCAUAAAUAUAGAACUCAAAAAAGGAGAUAUCCUUCAAGUACAGCAGAUAUGAAAAAACCUUUAGCCAGAAAUUAAACAUCAACAAACACCAGAGAAUUCAUACCAAAAAAAUCAAUUUAAUGAAUGUGCAAAAUUCUUCUGCCACAAAUCAAUUCACAAGAAGGGACUCAGAAAUGAGAAAACAUGCAUGCAUAGAAAAGUUAUGUACUAUAAGUCAUCUCUCAAUGACUGACAAUUAACACAAAGGAAAAAAUCCUAUGACUGUAUUGUAAUGGGAUUAUAUUGUUAUUAUUAGACAAACUUCCACAAAACAUAACAAGAUUACAGAGAGAAGUCCCUGAAAUGUAAUGUGUUUGGAGGAAUUCUUUGGAAUCACAUCAUAGCAAGUAUUGGGUAGUUUGCAUGAUGAAUUGUUACAGAGAGUGGUUAUCCAUUCUUCAGAAAUUUUUUCUCUAAUACAACCUGUGGUUCUGGUUUCUCAUUAUUGUGAAUGUGACCAAGUAUAUGAACUGUGCUCUCAUGUGUAAAUUUUGUUAAUAAAUAUUUAAAA
Molecule: messenger RNA, 6304 nt
Organism: Lepus europaeus (European hare)
Lineage: Eukaryota; Metazoa; Chordata; Mammalia; Lagomorpha; Leporidae
Product: zinc finger protein 345-like
Exons: 5
Coding region: 2051-4714 (887 amino acids)
Biological process (GO): regulation of DNA-templated transcription
Molecular function (GO): RNA polymerase II cis-regulatory region sequence-specific DNA binding; DNA-binding transcription factor activity, RNA polymerase II-specific
Source: RefSeq, a predicted model, not a curated record